This is a messenger RNA of Miscanthus lutarioriparius, 2172 nucleotides long. Lineage: Eukaryota; Viridiplantae; Streptophyta; Magnoliopsida; Poales; Poaceae. The record is from the annotation of a GenBank genome assembly.
AUGGAAGGCCAUGUAGCAAUGGAGUGGAAGGAUCCUAAUCCAGGCCCAGAAUCCUUGAUGAGCUUCCAAACCAGAGCUGUUCGACCAGACACCAUAGCGGGGCACAGCAACGAGGACGUUAAAGCCGGAUUUGAGAAGCAUGGCUUGUCAGUCGCCAUAAGCUCGCCUCAGGAGGAAGGUCGGUCACUGCCACUGACCCCACAGUUUGGCCAGAAGACCAGUCCUGGCAGCAGCCUCGCCGAGAGGAUGCAGGCAAGAACUGGAUUCAAGGUGCCGAAGCUCAACAUGCCUUUCAGCACAGCAGCUGGAGCUGAUAAUUCAGUACCAGGAGCUCCAUCGCCCUACCUCACAAUCCCGCCAGGCUUGAGCCCAGCAACGCUGCUGGAGUCACCAGUCUUCGUUUCUAAUGCCAUGGGCCAACCCUCGCCAACCACGGGGAAGCUAUUCAUGCUUGGUGGCACAAAUGACAAUGAUCCUAUUAGAUUUGGAGGUCCUCCAGUUGGAGAUGGCCCUGAUGCUUUUUCUUUCAAGCCCUUAGAUCUGAAAUCCUCACACUACACUGCUGAAGCAAUGAAGGUUAUGAAUGAUAAAAUUUGCUUGCGUACUAAUGAUAGAAGGAACAAAAUACUCAGUCUUCUGUCAAGACUGAAACUAAAGACUCAGCCAGUACAAGAGGCUAAUUUGCUGGGCCAACUGAACCAGCAGAAUCACAAUGUGCAGACCAAUAUGAAUAGUGGCGGUCCUCGUGACUCCAAGCUCAGCCGUCCUGCAUCUGGCGCCGGUGCAGGCAACGAACACGUAUCACCCCCGGAUUACGGCCAGACAGCUGAGGAAGGUGACGCGAGGGAAGACUACCCGGCAAUGGCCGCAACAGCCCCAGCAGACGACGGGUACAGCUGGAGGAAGUACGGGCAGAAGCAGGUGAAGCACAGCGAGUACCCGCGCAGCUACUUCAAGUGCACGCAUCCCAACUGCCUGGUGAAGAAGAAGGUGGAGCGCUCGCUCGAGGGGCACAUCACGGAGAUCAUCUACAAGGGCGCGCACAACCACCCGAAGCCCACGCCGAGCCGCCGGCCAGGCGUCCAGCAGCCCGUGCACCCGUUUGGCGACGCCGGUGUGCAGGCGGACGCGGUGACAACAACCUGGGGUCACAGCAGGCAAACGCAGCGGAAGUCAACCACCAGCCGUGGCGUGCGGGUGUUCAGGAUGGCAUGGACGCCGCGACGUCGUCGCCCUCAGUUCCCGGUCGAGUACGCACCCCGCGGGUUUGGGUCCCCGGAGGGCGCGGAUGUGACGUCUGCUGCGACUGACGAGGUGGACGGGGACGACAGGGUGACUCUUGGCAGCAUGCCUCAGGGCGGUGCCGACGCGGAGGGCGACGAACUGGAAUCUAAACGAAGGAAGCUGGAGUCAUAUGCCAUUGAUCUGAGCACUGCGUCGAGAGCUGUUCGCGAGCCUCGCGUGGUGAUCCAGACGACGAGCGAGGUGGACAUCCUCGAUGACGGCUACCGCUGGCGCAAGUACGGGCAGAAGGUCGUCAAGGGCAACCCGAAUCCAAGGAGCUACUACAAGUGCACGCACCCGGGGUGCACGGUGCGGAAGCACGUGGAGCGCGCGUCGCACGACCUCAAGUCCGUGAUCACCACGUACGAGGGCAAGCACAACCACGAGGUCCCCGCCGCAAGGAACAGCGGCGGCCACCAGAGCACCGCGGCGGCGGCGGCAGGCGCGGGUGGCGGCCCGCGCAGGCCGGAGCACCCGUCGUCGGUGCACGACUGCCUGAUGAUGAGGCACCUGGGCGGCUGCGGCGUGCCGUUUGGCCUGCCGCCGCCUAGCAGGGACCCGCUGGCGCCGAUGGGCAACUACCCGACGUACCCCUUCACUGCCCUCGGCGGCGGCGGCCCCACGUCGCUGCCGAGCCUCCCGAUGCCGGCGGGGAAACUCGGCGCCGUGGAGGGGCUGAAGCUCCCGGUGCUGGCAACGUCGUCGCCCCUGCACCAGCAGCACCCGCUGCUGAGGCACCGGCAGGCGAUGCAGGCCGCCGCCCUCGUCGCGGCGCCCAUGGCAGACGUGAAGGUCGAGGGCAACGUCGCCGGCGGCGUUACCGCUGCCCCGUCGUCGGUGUACCAGCAGAUGAUGCGCAGCGGGCUGCGGCUGGGCCACCAGAUGUAG